This is a messenger RNA of Salvia splendens (bonfire salvia), 1188 nucleotides long. RefSeq names its product transcription factor DICHOTOMA. Lineage: Eukaryota; Viridiplantae; Streptophyta; Magnoliopsida; Lamiales; Lamiaceae. The transcript has a single exon. The coding region runs from base 163 to 1104 and encodes 313 amino acids. The record is from RefSeq and is a predicted model, not a curated record. Gene Ontology annotation, cellular component: nucleus. Gene Ontology annotation, molecular function: sequence-specific DNA binding; DNA-binding transcription factor activity. Gene Ontology annotation, biological process: regulation of secondary shoot formation.
CUCUCAUUCCCUCUAUUCUCUAACCCUUUUCACCUGCCUUCUUCAUCAUCAUCAUCUCUCCUCAGUUCUUCCGAGUUAGAUCUCUCCUUAAAACCCCGCCACCAAAUCCGAAAAAGACAAUAAUUGUUGCAUUUACAAUCCCAGUUGUAAACCCCCCAAAACAUGUUCCCCUCACCCAACUGCAACAACUCCUUUGGCUCCUUGCUCAAAACAAGGCCAUCAUUAUCCUCACCAUCACCACCCUCUUUCCCCUUUGAUCAGAACCCCAACCUUAAACACGACAACAUCCUCUUCAACUUCCCCUCGCCCUUCCUCGACGAGCACGAAUCGCCCUUGGAUCAAAUCUUUUACCAAAGCCACCUCGCCGAUCAUGACAAGGCAACCAAUCCCGAGAAUUCAUACACUGAUCAUGAUCAGAUCCCCAGCGCUGCUCCUCCUCCUCCUCGGCGGAGGAAGGCCGGGAAGAAGGACCGGCACAGCAAGAUAUGCACGGCGCAGGGGAUCAGGGAUAGGAGAAUGCGCCUCUCUCUGCAAGUGGCUCGGAAAUUCUUCGAUCUUCAAGAUAUGCUCGGCUACGACAAGGCCAGCAAGACCAUAGAGUGGCUCUUCACGCAGUCGAACAAGGCGAUUAAGGAGCUCCACUCGCCUCCGCCUCCUCCGAGCGACGUGAAGAGCGAGUCCGAGUGCGAAGAUCAAUCCGGAAUCGAGGAGAUAAACUCCAACGCUGUCGCUCCAACCACUGCGGAUCGGGCCAAGGCAUCGAGGGAGAAGGCGAGGGCGAGGGCGAGGUGUCGGACGCGAGAGAAAAUGCUGUUGAAACGCCUCCGUUUGUGUGGAAACCCUAAUGAUAGUAUUAUCCCAUUUGAAGGAGGAGAGGAAGGGCUCAAUUCGGAAAUUAGGGUUUCUCAACCCGACGUGGUAAUGAUUGACAAGAUUUUGGGGAAUUCUGACUAUCACUGCGCAGUGUCGGAUCCGAGUUUGGUUGGAUUUAUAGGGAAUUGGGAUGCGUUAUCGAAUUGCUUUCACUAUUCGGUUGGGAAUCAUGUUUCCACUGCAGGUAAUCUUAACUCACUUUUCUCCUCGCCCACGCCAGAAUUUCCAUGAUAAUUUAGCAUGUGUAUUUUUUUGUUGGGGAGAUUUUUCUCCUCUUGCUUUGCUCACCAUUUGUAUAUUAUUCAAGUAUGGAUU